Messenger RNA from Phytophthora sojae, 4116 nucleotides. RefSeq names its product pleiotropic drug resistance protein ABC superfamily. The coding region runs from base 1 to 4116 and encodes 1371 amino acids. Gene Ontology annotation, cellular component: membrane. Lineage: Eukaryota; Oomycota; Peronosporomycetes; Peronosporales; Peronosporaceae. Gene Ontology annotation, molecular function: ABC-type transporter activity; ATP binding; ATP hydrolysis activity. The transcript has a single exon. The record is from RefSeq and is a predicted model, not a curated record. Gene Ontology annotation, biological process: transmembrane transport.
AUGUCGCCAGUCGACAAAGAUACGUCGGCCAAGACACUGCUGGCCAACGGAUCCCAGGCCUUCAAUGACGACCUCGCGGCCAAGCUGCAGGUCGCUCUGGGCCGCCCGCUGCCUCAGAUGGAGGUGCGCGUCAAGAACCUCAGCGUCUCGGCCGACGUGGUCGUGGGCCGCCACGAGGAUGGAAGCGAGCUGCCCACGCUCACGCACACGCUCAAGACGGCGGCGCUCAAGCUCUCGGCCAAGAAGCACGUGGUGCACAAGACCAUCCUGCGCAACUUCAGCGGCGUCUUCGAGCCGGGCACCAUCACGCUCGUGCUGGGGCAGCCCAGCUCCGGCAAGUCUUCGCUCAUGAAGGUGCUGAGCGGCCGCUUCCCACUGGAGAAGAGGGUCACGCUGGACGGAGACGUCACGUACAACGGCGUGCCGCAGAAGGAGCUCGGCGGCCGCUUGCCGCAGUUUGUCUCGCACGUGGACCAGCACGACGUGCACUUCCCCACACUCACAGUCAAGGAGACGCUCGAGUUCGCCCACGCCUUCACUGGCGGCGAGCUGCUGCGUCGAGGCGAGGAGCUGCUGACGCACGGGUCUGCUGAAGAGAACCUGGAGGCUCUCAAGACGGUGCAGACGCUGUUCCAGCACUACCCCGACAUCGUCAUCGAGCAGCUCGGACUGCAGAACUGCCAGGACACCAUCCUUGGCAAUGGAAUGCUGCGUGGCGUGUCUGGCGGAGAACGCAAGCGGGUGACGACGGGCGAGAUGGAGUUCGGCAUGAAGUACAUGACGCUCAUGGACGAGAUCAGCACGGGACUGGACAGCGCCACGGCCUUCGACAUCAUCUCCACGCAGCGCAGUAUCGCCAAGACGCUCGGGAAGACGGUGGUCAUCUCGCUGCUGCAGCCGUCGCCGGAGAUCUUCGCGCUGUUCGACGACUUGAUUCUCUUGAACGCUGGUGAGGUGAUGUACCAUGGUCCUCGCGACCAGGCUCUCUCGUACUUCGAGAGCUUGGGCUUCCGCUGCCCUCCGCAUCGUGACGUGGCCGACUUCUUGCUGGAUCUCGGAACCAACCAGCAGGUGAAGUACCAGGACACCCUCCCUGCAGGGUCGAUAAGGCACCCUCGUUGGCCGGUCGAGUUUGGGCAGCACUUUCAACGGUCAGGCAUUUAUCCCGAUAUUCUUGCUCGCUUGAACGAGCCCUGGAACGCCGAUCUGGUCUCGACUGCGGCCGAUUUCAUGAUGCCGACGCUGGAUUUCCAGCAGAGUUUUGUUGAGAAUGUCAUCACGGUAACACGGCGCCAGAUGCUGGUGGCGAUUCGAAACAAGGCGUUCAUCCGCGUCCGCGGCUUCAUGGUGGUCGUGAUCGCUCUGUUGUACGGCAGUUUGUUCUACCAGUUGGAAGCGACGAAUGUCCAAGUGACCAUGGGCGUCUUGUUCCAGAGCCUGUUCUUCCUCGGCCUCGGCCAAUACGCCCAGGUUCCAGGCUACUGCAGCAUCCGCGCCAUCUUCUACAAGCAGCGGCGAGCCAACUACAUCCGCACCGCUACCUAUGUGCUGGCGUGCUCAGCGAGCCAAAUCCCGUGGGCUCUAGGCGAGACGAUCGUCUUUGGAUCUAUUGUGUACUGGAUGUGCGGCUUCGUCGCCACCGCUGCGAACUUUUUGCUGUAUGAGCUGCUCGUGUUCCAGACGUUGAUGGCGUUUGCGGCGUGGUAUUUCUUCAUGGCAGCCGUGACGCCCGAUAUGCACAUCGCCAAGCCUGUGUCCAUGAUGUCGAUCUUUACGUUCGUGGCGUUUGCGGGUUUCGUUGUGCCGAAGAGUGAGAUUCCCGACUAUUUCAUCUUUAUCUACUGGCUGGACCCGAUCGCUUGGUGUCUGCGCGCUGUCGCUGUGAGCCAAUAUCGAUCGCCAGCAUUCGACGUGUGUGAAUACGCUGGAGUCAACUACUGCGCGCAGUACAAGAUGAGUAUGGGCGAGUAUUUCUUGUCACUGUACGACGUGCCGUCCAGCGAGAACUGGGUUUGGAUUGGAAUUGUUGUUCUGUUUGCCAUCUACGCUCUGUUCAUGGUGCUCGGCUGGGCUGUGCUGGAGUACAAGCGCUAUGAGAGCCCCGAACAUGUUACAUUGACCGACGAGGACACAGAAUCCACGGAUCAGGAUGAAUAUGUGCUAGCCACGACGCCCACCAGCGGAAGGAAAACGCCAGUCGUGGUAGCACAGACCAAUGAUACCGUCACACUCAAUGUGAAGACCACCAAGAAGUUCGAGCCCAUCGUCAUCGCCUUCCAGGAUCUGUGGUACUCCGUGCCGGACCCGCACGACCCCAAGGAAUCCCUCACGCUGCUCAAGGGUAUCAGCGGAUACGCGAUGCCAGGUUCCAUCACUGCCCUCAUGGGAUCCACCGGUGCAGGCAAGACGACGCUCAUGGACGUGAUCGCUGGACGCAAGACCGGAGGCACCAUCCAGGGCAAGAUCAUGCUCAACGGCUACGAGGCCAGCGACUUGGCCAUCCGUCGUUGCACGGGCUACUGCGAGCAGAUGGACAUCCACUCGGACGCGUCGACUAUCCGUGAAGCGCUGGUGUUUAGCGCCUUCCUGCGCCAGGACAGCUCCGUUCCCGACAGCCAGAAGUACGACUCGGUCGAGGAAUGCCUCGAGCUGCUGGAUCUGCAGAGCGUGGCGGAUGAAAUUGUGCGCGGCAGUCCGACGGAGCGCAUGAAGCGCCUGACCAUUGGAGUGGAGCUAGCCGCCGACCCGAGAGUGCUGUUUCUGGAUGAGCCGACGAGCGGACUGGAUGCACGCUCCGCCAAGCUCAUCAUGGACGGCGUGCGCAAGGUGGCGGACACGGGUCGCACCAUUGUGUGCACUAUUCACCAGCCGUCCACGGGGGUCUUCAUGCUCUUCGAUAAGCUCCUGCUGCUGAAGCGCGGUGGCCAGACGGUGUACUUCGGCGACUUGGGCAAGCGCGCUCAGACGAUGGUGGACUACUUCGAGGCGAUUCCAGGUGUGCCGCAUCUUCCGGAGGGAUAUAACCCUGCGACUUGGAUGCUUGAGUGCAUUGGUGCGGGCGUGAACCACGUGCACGACAACCCAGUGGACUUCGUGGAGGUGUUCAAUUCGAGUGCAUUGAAGCGCGAGAUGGACGCGCAGUUGGCGUCGGAGGGUGUGUCUGUGCCGGUGCCUGGAUCGACGGAGCUGGUGUUCGCCAAGAAGCGCGCGGCGAGUUCGUGGACGCAGAUGACGGCGUUGGUGGGGCGGUUCAUGAACUUGUACUGGCGGACUCCAUCGACGAAUCUGACACGGUUAAUGAUCAUGCCCCUGAUGGGACUUGUAUUUGGUCUUGUGUACGUUGGCACGGACUACACUUCAUACCAAGGGAUCAAUGCUGGCGUGGGAAUGGUCUUCAUCACGUCUUACUUCACUGGAGUGGUGUCGUUCAACAGUGCGUUGCCAAUCACGUCCGAAGAUCGACCAGCGUUCUACCGUGAACGCAAUGCCCAAACUUACGGAGCGUUCUGGUAUUUCUUCGGGUCCACCGUUGUCGAGAUUCCUUACGUCUUCUUCUCCAUGUUGUUGUACACGGUCAUCUUCUACUGGAUGGUGGCCUUCCGUGGCUUCGGAACUGCAGUUCUCUACUGGAUCAACACGUCGCUGAUGGUGCUGUUGCAGACCUACAUGGGUCAGUUGCUCAUCUACUCGCUGUCCAGCAUCGACGUGGCGGCGCUGGUGGGCGUGAUGAUUUACUCCAUUACGAUCCUCUUCUACGGCUUCAACCCGCCUGCGAGCGAUAUCCCAGCCGGGUACCGAUGGCUUUACACGAUCACACCGCAGCGAUACUCAAUCAGUGUGUUAGUUUCUCUCGUGUUCAGCGACUGUGACGAGCUACUGAGCUACGACACUGAGACGAAGCAGUACGUGAACGUUGGCAGUAGUCUCGGCUGCCAGCCGAUGACCAACCCGCCGACCAACAUCGACCAUACCACGAUCAAGGAGUACGUCGAGUCCACGUUCGAGUACAAGCACGACGAGAUCUGGCGCAACUUCGGCAUCGUCCUCCUGUUCAUUGUCGUCUUACGGCUGAUGGCGCUGUUUUGCCUCCGCUUCAUCAACCACCAGAAGAAGUAA